GGGAGGGGUGUAUCGUGUAAUGUGGUUCCUCACCUGUCUUGCUCCAUCUAGUAAGUCCGUUCGUGUCUAGUCGCAGCCUCCGGUGGUCUCUUCUUCGCGACGGUCCCUGCGCCGCAUCUCAGGGCUCAUUCCUUUCCUUCACGUUGGCAUAAAAGUGCCGCACGAUAAGGCUUACUGGAGGAAAUUCUUCACUGCAGCUAAAGCUACAUUUGGAGUUUUUGGACUAAGUCGCUGGAUAGCCGAUCAAGAGACUUACCUCACGACAGUCGAACAUCCGACAAGAUCGCUGAUACACAGCACAGCACUUUUUGAGGUCUGUUAUCUGACUGGACCCUUUAAAAAUGGAGGAAGGUUACAGAGACCGAACAGCCUUCAUUCGCGGCGCCAAAGACCUUGCCAAAGAGGUGAAGAAGCAGGCCGGCAAGAAGGUUGGCCGGGGCUUCGACAGGAUGUCAGACGAGUAUUCGAAGCGCUCGUACACACGCUUCGAGGAAGAUGACGAUGACGACUAUCCAGUCCAGGGCCCGGAUGGAGGUUAUUACCGCAGUGACAGUCGGGCCAACGACGACGAUGAGGGAGCCCACAGCGACUCCACUGAGGGUCAUGACGAGGACGACGAGAUCUACGAGGGGGAGUAUCAGGGAAUUCCACGGGCUGACUCUGAAAAGGCAGAUGGGCAGCUUGGGGGCGCUGUGCCGGCGGGGGCCCAGUUCCGGGACAUUGGCGAGCAAGCGGGUGAGAGGCGGAAGGACAGGGAGGAGCUGGCCCAGCAGUAUGAGACAAUCCUGCAAGAGUGCGGCCACGGCCGGUUCCAGUGGACCCUCUACUUUGUGCUGGGCCUGGCACUCAUGGCCGAUGGUGUGGAGAUCUUCGUCGUCGGUUUCGUGCUGCCCAGUGCUGAGAAGGACAUGUGUCUGUCCGAGCCCAACAAGAGCAUGCUGGGCCUCAUUGUCUACCUGGGCAUGAUGGUGGGCGCCUUUGUGUGGGGGGGCCUGGCCGACAGGAUCGGAAGACGCCAGACUCUGCUCAUCUCUCUCUCCAUCAACAGCGUCUUCGCCUUCUUCUCCUCCUUCGUCCAAGGAUACAGCACUUUCCUCUUUUGUCGUCUGCUCUCCGGCGUCGGGAUCGGUGGCUCUAUCCCCAUCGUCUUCUCUUACUACUCCGAGUUCCUGGCUCAGGAGAAGAGAGGAGAACACCUGAGCUGGCUCUGCAUGUUCUGGAUGAUCGGGGGCAUCUACGCCGCUGCCAUGGCCUGGGCCAUCAUCCCGCACUACGGCUGGAGUUUCCAGAUGGGCUCCGCCUACCAGUUUCACAGCUGGCGGGUGUUCGUGCUGGUGUGCGCCUUCCCCUCCGUGUCCGCCAUUGGGGCUCUCACCACCAUGCCCGAGAGCCCACGCUUCUUCCUGGAGAAUGGGAAGCAUGACGAGGCCUGGAUGAUUCUGAAGCAGGUCCACGACACCAACAUGCGGGCCAAGGGUUGCCCAGAGAGAGUCUUCUCCGUGACCACCAUUAAAACGGUGAAGCCAAUGGACGAGCUGGUGGACAUGGGGGGAGAGGCAGAGGCCUGGCACAAACGCUGGAGGAUGAAAAUGCUGAGUCUCUUCAACCAGGUGCGGAGCAAUUUCCUUACCUGUUUCUCUCCCGAGUAUCGCCGCAUCACCUUCAUGAUGAUGGCUGUUUGGUUCUCCAUGUCCUUCAGUUAUUACGGUUUGACGGUGUGGUUCCCCGACAUGAUCAAGUACUUGCAGAAGCAGGAGUAUUCCAGUCGCACAAAGGUGUUUAUCAAAGAGAAGGUGGAACAUGUGACCUUCAACUUCACCCUUGAGAACCAGGUGCACCGUAAUGGAGAGUACUUCAAUGACAAGUUCAUGAACUUGAGAAUGAAGUCCAUGGUGUUCGAAGACUCUCUGUUUGAGGAAUGCUACUUUGAGGACAUCACCUCCAGCAACACCUUCUUCAGAAACUGCACCUUCAUCUCCACGCUCUUCUACAACACAGACCUCUUCCAGUACAGGUUCAUCAACUGCCGACUGGUCAACAGCACCUUCUUACACAACAAGGAGGGCUGCAUGCUGGACUUCAGCGACGAGAACAACGCCUACAUGAUCUACUUCGUCAGCUUCCUGGGAACGCUGGCCGUGCUGCCAGGGAACAUCGUGUCCGCCCUGCUCAUGGAUAAGAUCGGCCGGCUGAGGAUGCUGGCCGGCUCCAGCGUGAUCUCCUGUAUCAGCUGUUUCUUCCUGUCGUUCGGCAGCAGCGAAUCAGCCAUGAUCGCGCUGCUCUGCCUUUUCGGGGGCAUCAGCAUCGCCUCCUGGAGCUCCUUGGACGUGCUCACGGUGGAGCUGUACCCCUCGGACAAAAGAACAACAGCCUUCGGGUUCCUGAAUGCCAUGUGCAAGUUGGCAGCUGUGCUGGGCAUCAGCAUCUUCACCUCCUUCGUGGGCAUCACCAAGGCCGUGCCCAUCUUGUUUGCGUCGGGGGCACUGGCCGUGGGCAGCUAUCUGGCCCUGAAACUCCCAGAGACGCGAGGUCAAGUGCUGCAGUAACGUGGAGCUGUCAGCAGGGGGUAGCGAGGAGAGCAAGCAGCCACACUGUGACUGGAGCCACCCAUCCUUGGUCCAAAAAUCCCAGGUGACUGCAUAUGGUUGUGAAAAAAACCACAGCUCCUAAAUCAUGAAGUACUCGUUGCCAUCAUAUAAUAUUGUAUGGGUGUAGAAGCAAUUUUUUGCUUUGAUUUUCAGCUGCCCUUUCAAAAAACACUGAGCAAGGUAUUUGUCGCAAAAUGUUAUUAAGCAUCUGUAAUUUCUUCACAUCUGGAUUUCUAUUUUAGAAGAACCUGCUUCUGGUGUUAUUUAAUCUCAACUCACUGCAUCUGUCAACAAUAUAAAAAAAAAUAGAAAAAAAUCAGGCUAUAAAAAUGUGUAAAGAUUACAAUAUUGGUCCUAUAUUAUGUAAGUGAUGUCAAACAUCUUAAAUGUUUGGUUUAAUUAUGCUGUAUAAUUACGAUGAUAAUUUCUAUCUACUUAGAAUGCCAUAUGAUGUCUGUUGUGUCUACAGUAAUGUUUACCUAACUUUCACUGAGCUAAGAUGCAUUGUGUAAUAAUUACAGCACAAUUUCAAUGGACAGUGGGAGCAGAGGUUCAGAGCACAUUCUGUGGGUAAGGUGCUGAAAGGUACAGUAGAGGGUACAGUAGAAGGUACAGUACAGUAGAAGCUGCCCCCAGGGGUAUGUGGUGGGGUUAGAUGCUUUAACUAGUUACCUGCACUUUUUUCACCCUGUCUUGGGCAGUCAGAGUGUCUACAGCUAUUGUCCCUUGUUAUGGUUCUGUAAGGUUUUUAACAGCGAGAAUGAGAAGGUCCUGAAUUCGAUGAUCUAAUCAGAUUGUUUCCAUGAUCGCUAGGAUCUCACAUAUUCCAGCAAGGAGCCGCCCUUUAAUUAUCCAGAACAUUCCAGACUCACUCGUCCAUUAAAUGUAUACUUGCUGAAGAGAAGUGCACAUAUUAACGGAACAAAAAAAAAGUUUGAAUGGGUUAUGCCAUUGACUGGUUUGAUUUUUGUUGAGCUCUCAAAGUCACUGCCAGUAGUCCGUCAUGCUUUGGUCCUGUCGUUCAUUCUCCCUCCAUACCAUCACCUUCUCGACUACAGGGUAAACAGCAAUGUCAGGUCAUUGAAUGUAACUCUUUGAAAUAUGACAAGUCGCCAGACAUCACUUUUAGAUCAUUUUAGUCCAAUGUAGAAUUACCCUUUUUAAACCUUCUUAGUUAUAUUUCUAGCAUUGAAACAGUCAGAUCAAUGCAAACUGUUACAUUGUUACGCUGCAUUAAAACAUGCAUUGUGAGGUAAAUUCACCUUUCAACAUGUUGAAACAGUGAAUUCAGCGUCAACAAGGCACCUCGAAACCAAAGGCGUAGACGUCUUUGGACUUGGAAAGGGGAUAGAAUACAGUUUGAUAUUUUGCAGUUUUAUGGCAUUAAUGUUCUGUUCUUUAUACAAUUGGCAUUUACAUCUUUUGGACGCCCACCCCCCAAAAGAAAAAAAAAAAAACCCUGGCAUAUGAGAGGAAGAGAGACACUGUUUUCUGAUCAAGGGGGAGGAGGCUUGUUUCAAGUCAAGAUGAAAGAAGCACAUCUGUGUUAAAAGGACCAUUUUUAAACGAGUUCAAGGAAAUCGAAAUUCUGUAAAAUUCAAACUUGAACGUUUGUUCUAUUAAUGUAAGAUAGUAUAAUGAGACUCUUGCAGGUUUUAUUAUGUAUAUAUUUUGGUUUAUUUGAUUAUUUAUUCACAGUUUAAAAAGAGAUAUAUUUUACUGAGAUUUCACGCUAUCAUGCAUUUUGAAUGUUUGUCCUUGUAGAAUAUUCUGUGCCAAAACAAUGGAAACACAAGACGUGUUUAUAUGGAAGCAUGCUUGUGGCGUGUAUGUGGGUGCGUAUAUCCAGUACCUUUGAGCGUGUUCUUUAUUAACUAUAUUUUUAUUUCCUAAUUGUCUUAAAUUAUGAAGCCGGUUUAGUAAUAAUCUGUUUGUCACACCGCGUCAUUUCUGUAUAUGUAAUUCCAGCAGCUUUGCUGUUUUUAAUGCACAUUUUUUUUUUAUGUCAUAACACCACAGACAUUUUUAACGUCAAACAUGAGCGUCAUGGAUUGAAAGAGGCAUCAGGUGCCAUGGACUCUGUGUCUGAGAUUGCAGUAAGCCAGUGUUUCACAAUGAUGUUGUGCCGUUAGCACUUUUUCCCACUGUAAGAAUACAUGCAAAUUUCGCAGUCGAUUUUUCUCGUAUUUAACAGGCCGAUCAAACAGUCUGUGCCCCGUUCUGCCAAAAUCUAUGGAAACAGCUUACAGCCAUAUUUUUAUUUAUUUUUAUUUUUAAAUGUUAAUUUGUGUGGUCAGAUUCUCGCACUUGAUCUUCCUCCAUUUUACGCCAUUGCGUCUUCUGCAGAAAAUGGGAGAGGCAGGCGAUUCUAAGGGUCAGGACAGUAUCUUUUUGCACCUGAGAAGAUGUUACAUAACUGUCGUGCUGUAGGGAUACGGUUUCUUUUUUCUUGAAAUGUCAGCAGUCAGACUCCAUCGCAACCAUUUUUAAUCUGUGAACUGCCACUAAAAAACACUGACUAGGAAAAUUUCUGCACAGAGUCAAACAAAAAUACCAGUGAACAGAACUUCUACGUGCUGUGUAUUACUGCCAAGUUAUAGUCGGAUUGUAGCCAUAUAGUACCGUAUCAAGCAAAAACUACAGCACUAAGAUUUUUUUUUUUUGCAACUUUUGAAUUUAGAAAAUCUUAUAAACAUAACUGGAAAUCACUCAUAAUAUCAACGUGGCCAAAGGCUUCUUGCAGGGUGACAAAGCACAAAAGAGUAACAUACAGUUAAUUUUACUUUUUUGGUUAGUUCAUGGUAGAAUAGGUUGAGGACCGCUGACAUAAAUCAGGAUCUUACAUUCCUGCAGUGGUUUUCUAAAGUUUUACCACGUAAGUUUUACCACAUAAUAUUAGCACAGAAACGCAAAGACACAGACCUGAAUAUCAGCAUGAAAACACCAGUUAUGUGUUGGAUCUAGACCCGUCAAAGCACUGUGCUCUGUGUAAUGCAUCUACCAGAUCUCCGGUCCUUUUGAGACCCCUUUGUCUGCCUUGUGCUCUUGACUAUUUAAUGCAUGAUGAGCACAGCACAUUAAAGAUGUAGUAAUUCAACUAAGUUACCUGGUCUUACUUUAUAAACUGUAUAUUUGAUGGUGAAUCGUGGACAUCGUAGUUUACAAAAUGAAAGAUCACCACCUGUAAAUCAUUUGUUGAUGACAGUUCAACAAAGUCUGAUUAAGAAGACUUAGCUAUCAGGACUACAGUCAGCAUUAAUGCAUGUCUCAGAUAUACUGCUAUAUUUUCUUUAUGUCCCUGCCAAUUUGCUUCAGCGUUAUGUUGUCAGAACAGUUUUUGUAUGGAACAAAACUGAUACUGAUCAAUUACCACUGAACUGAGACUCUGAAUUAGAACCACAUCUUGGUUCUCUCCACAUGGGACAAAACAUAACUAAAAGCAAAAUAAAAAGUGUUGUAUUUAGUCAGAUUUGUUGCAUUUAUUUGUCUUUUUAUUUUACUUUAAUUAGACCAAGUCUUAAUUACAGGUGCAAAAUAAUUCAAGCAAUAACCACAAAAAUGUUUUGUUUGCUCAGCACUGCCCAGCCAGCUUAAAGAAGCCAAACACAUUGCCAGUUUGCAGCUCAACCCGUGUGAAGCUGGGGUUCUUCACAAUGUAAACGUCCCACUAAAUCCCCGAGGAAUGCCGUGUCUGUGUCGAAUAUGAAGCAUCGCCAUUAUUUAAACUUAAUACAACUUUUAACUUUGUAAUUGUCGUGCGCUGUAGAAAUUGUGGAUGUUUAUAUGUAAACAUAUAAUAUGUUCAAAAACAACAAAAAUACAAAAAAAAACAACCUAAAUGACUGAAUACUAUUGUAUGUUGUCUUUAAUUUUUCGUGUUUUGUAAAGGACAAUUUAAAGAUGUGAAUUAUUAUGUCAAUGGUAAUUAUUACUGGAUAUGAAGACUAUGUUAACGUAACACCCUCAAGUUAUUGCACAUUGGUUUAUGUGAGUUUUUUUUUUUCAGCUUAAUUUUGUUAAUGAAAGAAGAUUCUACAGUCCUUACUAUAACUCAGCCUCCCACUACUGCAAUGGAGUGAAAAAUACACAUGAAUAAAGUACAGUAAUAAACAUUGAAGAAACAA
Brienomyrus brachyistius is the source of this 6712-nucleotide messenger RNA. RefSeq names its product synaptic vesicle glycoprotein 2A (gene sv2a). Bases 342 to 2546 code for a protein of 734 amino acids. Gene Ontology annotation, cellular component: membrane. Lineage: Eukaryota; Metazoa; Chordata; Actinopteri; Osteoglossiformes; Mormyridae. The transcript has 13 exons. Gene Ontology annotation, molecular function: transmembrane transporter activity. The record is from RefSeq and is a predicted model, not a curated record. Gene Ontology annotation, biological process: chemical synaptic transmission; transmembrane transport.